Molecule: messenger RNA, 1668 nt
Organism: Cajanus cajan (pigeon pea)
Lineage: Eukaryota; Viridiplantae; Streptophyta; Magnoliopsida; Fabales; Fabaceae
Product: phosphatidate cytidylyltransferase 1
Cellular component (GO): endoplasmic reticulum membrane
Molecular function (GO): phosphatidate cytidylyltransferase activity
Source: RefSeq, a predicted model, not a curated record
CUCUCCUGCUAUGUCUUGUCCUGAUAUGCUUUCUGGUAUUCUAGUUUUCCUUAAACAUAGCAAAGCCACAUCUAACAACAUUUUCUCAAUUUUCUGUUGAUCCUUUUGUCAUUUUCUACCUCUUCAAUCUAAGGGAGGUUUCAGUCCAUGCAUGUAUAUCACUCUAAAAAUAUUUGAAUAAUCACUUCAACAAUGAGAGAUAUACAUACGGAUAAUUACUGUAGUUCACCAAGAACACCAAAUGCUCGGCUAAGAAGACGCUCAAAUGAGAUUCCUCUGGAGAUAAGCAAAUCAAAUGGAAACCAUCUACUUAUCAAUGAUAAAUAUAAAUACAGAUCAAUGUGGAUUCGUGCAUACUCAUCUUUGUGGAUGCUAGCGAGUGUCUCACUUAUCAUAUACAUGGGUCAUCUUUACAUCUGGGCCAUGGUGGUUAUUAUCCAAAUAUUUAUGGCCAGUGAGCUCUUCAAUCUCCUGAGAAGAGCUAAUCAAGAUAAACGUCUCCCUAAGAUUAAGCUUUUGAACUGGCAUUUUUUCUUCACAGCAAUGCUAUACGUAUAUGGCCGUAUUCUCAGUCAACACCUUGUGAAUACAGUGAUCUCAGAUAAAUUCUUCUUUAGACUUGUGAGCAUCCUGAUCAAGUAUCAGAUGGCUAUAUGUUACUUCUUAUAUAUUGCAGGUUUUGUUUGGUUUAUUCUUUCCUUGAAGAAGAGAUAUUACAAGUAUCAGUUUGGCCAGUAUGCAUGGACACAUAUGAUACUUAUUGUUGUGUUUACCCAGUCUGCAUUCACGGUAGCCAAUAUAUUUGAAGGGAUAUUCUGGUUUAUUUUCCCUGCGUCCCUUAUUGCUAUGAAUGACGUUGCUGCAUAUUUCUUCGGUUUCUUUUUCGGCAAAACCCCUCUGAUAAAGCUUUCUCCAAAGAAAACAUGGGAAGGUUUCAUUGGAGCAUCUGUUGCAACUAUGAUUGCUGCAUUUACAUUUGCAAACUUCUUGGGUCGCUUCCAGUGGCUAACAUGUCCAAGAAAGGAUUUAUCAACUGGUUGGCUUCAGUGUGACCCUGAUCCAAUUUUUCAGCCAGAGUCUAUUCCAUUGCCAGCAUUGAUUUCUCAUUGGCUUUCUUGGAAAGAGAUAGCGGUUUUGCCAGUACAGUGGCAUGCCUUGUGCAUGGGACUAUUUGCUUCAAUCAUAGCACCAUUUGGAGGAUUUUUUGCCAGUGGUUUCAAAAGAGCUUUUAAAAUCAAAGACUUUGGUGACAGUAUACCUGGACACGGUGGAUUUACAGAUAGAAUGGACUGCCAGAUGGUAAUGGCUGUUUUUGUGUACAUUUAUCAUCAAUCGUUUGUUGCCGCCCAAGACUAUUCAGUUGAGAUGUUUUUGAACCAGAUAAUGAGGAACCUUCAUUCAGAGGAGCAGCUAGUUCUAUACAAAAAACUGGGGCAGAUAUUGCAAGAAAGGCAUUUUAUCCAAUCAUGACAAGUUUGCUAUACACUUAAUAAAACAUGCUUCAAUUGGUGUUAUAUUUGUAGAUGAAUUGAACAAUCUGUUGGAACAAGUGGUGGAGAUUAGUAAAGAAUUUUUUUAGACUUAUUUUUUAGCUGCUGAACUAAAUUAACUAUAGAAUGUAGCAAUCUUUGUAUGUGGCAUUGCUUCUUUCCCUUUAGGGCUUUACAU